CGAUUGGCUGAAUUGCCUAAUUCUGCUCCUAUGUCUUAUAGUCUUAUGGUCAUAACCCCUCAUUUAAUGGUUGUGGUCCAUGGCAUAAAAAAAGGUUGGGAACCCCGCCUAGAAACUUGUUUGUUCCUCCAGACUCCAGCAUCUGCAGUGUUUUGAAUCUUCAACCCUGAUUCUGUUCUUGACCCGAGCACUUUUAAUUCCUUGGGUAACACGGUGGAAUAGCGGUUCGCGUAGACGCUAUUACAGUGCCAGCGAAAUGGGUUCAACAUCUUCUCAUCCUGACCCUAAUGGUUUCCUCCCACAUUCCAAAUACUAACGGAGUUAACAGGUUAACUGGCAGCGCAGGCUCGUUGGAUCGGAAGUAUCUCAAAAUAAAUAAAUUCCACGGCAAACCAAGAGGGUAUAACCUUGCUAAACUGGUCCAAACCAGAUGGCUUCCCUGGUGAAGUUCUGAAACUAAUUCGGGAUGACUGAAGUGAGAUGAAGUGAGUUUGUCCCUUUAACUACUGUUGGAACCACCCAGUGGUGAUGUCAGUGUGUUGAUGUGCUGUGCCAGGAAGUCCGGAAGAAAAACGGGAUUCAUGUGUUGCCUGAGCGGGUGACACUGCUCCAUGUAGGCGAGAUUGCCUUGACCCUCGUUGAAGUCGUUUCGAUCUGGUAUUAACCGAGACUGCCAGCCAUGGGCACUGGAAUGUCUAAGAUCUUGGAUGGCCUGUAUCUGGGGAAUAUUAGAGACUCGCAGGACAAGGACAAUCUGGUUAAGAAUGGAAUCACGCACAUCCUGUCGAUUUACAACAAUGCCAAGCCUGUGCUGGAGGACAUGAGGUAUCUCUGCAUUCCUGCAUCUGAUUCCUCAAACCAGAAUCUGAUACAGUACUUUAAGGAAUGUAUCAAGUUUAUCCACGAAAGUCGAAUUCACGGUGGAGGAUGCAUUGUCCAUUGCUUGGCUGGAGUGUCACGCAGCACAACCAUGGUGACGGCAUACCUCAUGACGGUGACUGAUUAUAGCUGGGAGGAGUGUUUGUUCGCAGUGAAGUCUGUCCGAUCGUAUGCCAACCCAAACAUUAGCUUCCAGCAACAGCUCCAGGAGUUCGAGGCAACUCUUGUAAAAGAGUAUCGGAGAUGGCUUCGGGCAGAAUACGGUGAAAAUCGAUUUAACGACAAGCAGGAGAUAGGGAAGAUGGUGUCACAGUACAAUGAGAAGCAGAAGCAGCGGCACACGAGAUAUGGGGAGCAACAAGGCACAGACCAGUCGGCAAACGUCUAUCCUCUCCCUUACAAAGCCUAUGGCAGCAGCAGCCAUGACUGGGUGAACAGAUAGUGGGAAUCGGUGCCAGACUGCCUGAUGUCAUCUUAUUCAUUGUAAAUUAGCUGGAAUAUAUGUAGUAUAGAAGCCCGUGGUGCAAUAUAAUGCAAGAGUAUUAUGUGUAUACACAGAAUUCUUUUUUGUUUAUCACUGACAGUUUUCCUUAGCAACAUUGUGAGAGUUGUGCCUUUUCUUAAAUCAAGUGCCUAACUAAGAUUUGAGUUCAUCCGGAUUAGGCCAGCUCCUUUUCUUUAUUCAGAACCAAUGUUUGCUGUGAUAUCUAUGGGCUAAUUCCUGUUGGCCUGGAAUUUAUUUAACAAUGGAUGAUAUUGCCAUUUUCACACAGAGACUUUGACAGUGUUUUAAAAUGCAAACGUUUUAUUCCCUAUGCCGGUCAGAAGUUGUAUUUUCUUUCAUGUCUGCCAAACAAAUUUUAAAGUGUGUAAAAUAAAACUCAAAAUUUG
This is a messenger RNA of Hypanus sabinus (Atlantic stingray), 1770 nucleotides long. RefSeq names its product dual specificity phosphatase 22a (gene dusp22a). The record is from RefSeq and is a predicted model, not a curated record. The coding region runs from base 680 to 1321 and encodes 213 amino acids. Lineage: Eukaryota; Metazoa; Chordata; Chondrichthyes; Myliobatiformes; Dasyatidae. Gene Ontology annotation, cellular component: cytosol. The transcript is spliced from 8 exons. Gene Ontology annotation, molecular function: protein tyrosine/serine/threonine phosphatase activity. Gene Ontology annotation, biological process: positive regulation of JNK cascade; protein dephosphorylation; regulation of cell population proliferation.